GUGAUAGGAUCAGCUGCGUUCACAUCGCCUGGAAAAAACAAAGUCCAUCUUCACUGACGUUGUCUCCGUUCGAUUGUUAGGAGAUAAGAAAUGCAGGAUAUACUCAACAAUUCCGGCCUUAUACCUAGCUCGCAAUGACCUUCUCGUGUGCUACUGCUGGCACGACACAUUUUUUAUUUUGACAAUUUGGUGCGGUGAAUGCAUUGAGGCACGCUCCUGUUGGGUUGGUUUAGUGUUCUUUGGAGAAAUGUCCGUGGCAACAGUCAGAUAAUUCAGCCACAUCCUAAUAAAGACAGACAUUCCUCAGCAAAGUGUUUAUCAGCAGCAUUACCAAUAAUCAAGACGAUAAAAUGCAGGUUUUGGUGCGGCACACUUCCUAGCAGGCAGACUGCUUGACAGCAUCCAGGAAGUGUGAAGAGCUCGGGUUCCUCCAAUUCUCCUUCUGAAGUUACUGAGAAGCGAAACAUUUCACAUCCUGCUCAGUGUUCCUCUGAGGCCGUGUUAAGCUGUCGCGGCCACAGUAAAGCGAGUAAAAGACUAAGUUGCUGCGAUAUUAAACCGACACCGUAUGGACGUAAACAGACGGGAUGAGUUCAUUGUGAAAGUUCAGUGUGAAGCACGCUGUAACCGACAUCCUCAAAAGGAGGGAAGGUAGGCACACUCAGCUAGAGCUUCAGCUGCAUUGAUGGAGCGGUUCCACUGGUUGCAGCAUCGCUGUCAACAACUGCUGGCAGGAGACUCUGGGCAUGGCUGGUACUCUGCGCCUGAUGGACUUCCAAACAAAAGCUCCCUGGACACCCACAACUCCCAGCACAGAUUCAGAGAGAAGCGGAGAACGGUGUUCGCCUGCCAUGGACCCCACCAACAAGAAUUCAAAGCUUUAUCCAAAAACUACAAAGGAAAUGCAAUUCGCACUACUAAAUACAGCUUGCUGACUUUCAUCCCCAUGAACCUGUUCCAGCAGUUUCACAGGGCUGCCAACCUCUAUUUCCUUUUCCUGGCAUUGCUAAACUGGGUGCCAGUUGUUGAAGCAUUUCAGAAGGAAAUUACUAUGAUUCCUUUGCUGGUGGUUCUCACCGUUAUUGCCAUCAAAGAUGCCCUGGAAGACUACAGGCGGCACUUGUUCGACAAAAAGGUCAACAACAGUGUUGUGCAAGUGUUCUGUGGCACACAGAAAACCUAUAUUGACAAGUGCUGGAUGGAUGUGCGAGUUGGAGACUUUGUCCGUUUGUCCUGUAAUGAAAUCAUCCCUGCUGACAUGCUGCUGCUGUAUUCCUCUGACCCUCGUGGGGUUUGUUACAUUGAAACUGCCAAUUUGGAUGGAGAAACCAACCUGAAACAGAGAGAGGUGGUUUCAGGCCUCCCUCUACAGGGAGUAGAGUUCACCCCUGAGAGCUUCUGCAGUCGCAUUGAGUGUGAAAACCCCAAGAAUGACCUCAGCAAGUUCAGAGGUUACAUAGAGCAUUCCAGUGGAGUUCGCGUCGGCCUCCAGAGCAGCAACCUCCUGCUUAGGAGCUGUACCAUUCGCAACACUGAGACUGUGAUAGGCAUUGUGGUUUAUGCUGGUCAUGAGACUAAAGCUAUGAUGAACAACAGUGGGCCGAGGUAUAAGCGUAGCCUGCUGGAGAAGCGUCUGAACACAGACAUCCUGUGGUGUGUGGCCCUCCUCAUCAUCAUGUGCCUGACUGGUGCUAUAGGUCAUGGCCUCUGGCUGAAGAACCUCAAAGACCCCAUCUUUCAGGUUGAUACGGAGACAUCUCCUGCUUUGGCUGGAUUUUAUGUGUUCUGGACUAUGAUCAUUGUGCUGCAGGUGCUGAUCCCCGUUUCUCUGUACGUGUCCAUUGAGGUUGUGAAACUGGGUCAAAUCUAUUUCAUUCACAAUGAUUUAGCCCUGUACAAUGAACAACUGGACUCCAGGAUCCAGUGUCGGGCUCUCAACAUCACUGAAGACCUGGGUCGGAUCCAGUACCUGUUCUCUGAUAAGACAGGAACAUUAACAGAGAAUAAGAUGGUGUUUCGCCGCUGCAGUAUCUAUGGGGUUGAAUAUCCUCAUGAAGAAAAUGGUCGGAGGCUGGAGGUGUAUGAGGCAGAGAAGAAUGAAGCAGCUGGUCAGUCUGUCACUCUGAGGUCAGGCCGCAGUGGGAAGUCUCUGAGCCGUCGCUCCGUUAGCUGCAACCGCAGUUCUGUGUCUCUGCACACACUCACUGAUGAGUCAGCGGAGGAGGACGAACAAGUGUUCAGUCAUGUCCAGUCCAGGACCAAUGCCUUCUGCAGCCGCAUGACAAAGGAGGUGACACCAGACCCUCAGCUGGUGAGGAAAUUGAAUUUACUUCGCUCUCCUGUGGUGCACAUGAGUGACUGCUCAUCUGAGAGCACUUCCACCCUGGAGCUUACCUACAUCGCUGACUUCUUCCUGGCUCUGGCGAUCUGUAAUAGUGUGGUAGUCUCUUCGCCUAGCCAGUCUCCACAUAAGGCGUCUGAAAUACGAAAAACUCUCAAGUCCUUGGAGGAAAUUAAGCUGAUGUUCCAGCGCUUGAACUUCUCUCCUUUCUCAGCCAUCACCUCCAACUCCUCUCCUCAGAUCAAAGACAGCCCUAAAAGCCGUGUCAGCAGGCUGUUUACACGAGGGAAAACUGUCUCCCUCGCUUUCUCUACACCCCCUAAGAACUCCAUGGACAGUUCAGAUUCAGGCCAAGAAAGUGAACAUGAAAUUGCUAGCCUUAACGAUGAGCUGGAUUCAUCUGACAGAAGGGAGAGCGAAGAUGUUGUACAGAUGGAGGAUAAUUUCUGGGACACAAAAACAAACUCUGACAUGGCUGGGCAGGAUGUGGAGAACCUGAACAGAGAAAUAGACUCUGACGAUGACACUCACAGUGAGCUGCUGUAUGAGGCGGAGAGUCCUGAUGAGGCAGCUUUGGUCCAUGCAGCUCAGGCAUAUUCUUGCACCCUGAGGGGCCGCUCUGCAGAGAGUGUGCUGGUGGAUCUGCCAGGACUCGGCUCUCUGGAUGUCCCGUUGCUACACAUUUUGCCUUUUGACUCUAACAGAAAGAGGAUGUCAGUGGUAGUCCGACACCCACUAACAGGACAGGUAGUGGUUUACACCAAGGGAGCGGACUCUGUAAUUAUGGACCUGGCUGAGACUCCUAAGGGUGCAGAGUAUGCUCAGGAGAUCUACAGUCACAUCAGAGAACAAACCCAAAAACAUCUGGAUUCCUAUGCCAGAGAAGGCCUCCGCACACUCUGCAUUGCUAAAAAGUGUCUAGAUGAGGAAGAGUAUAAUGUAUGGCUGAAGGACCAGCUGCUGGCAGAGAGGAGCAUAGAGAACAGAGAGGAGCUGCUCCUGGCGUCAGCUGAGAGAUUGGAAACCAACCUCACUCUGCUGGGUACCACAGGGAUUGUUGACAGACUGCAGGAGGAAGUCCCAGAGACCAUUGAAACACUUCAGAGGGCUGGGAUUAAAGUCUGGGUUCUCACUGGAGACAAACAGGAGACUGCCAUCAACAUCGCCUAUGCCUGCAAACUUCUCCUUGAAAAUGACCAGUUGCUGACAGCCAACUGUGGAAGCAAGAGUGCGUGUGCAGCUUUACUUGAGGAGCUCAAACUGGAAGUCCAGUGUGGUGAAGGUAGAAUUACUGACCUGACUCCAAGAGUGGACUCCUCCUCAGGCAGUGUGGCUGGAUUUAUUCUGGUCAUAGAUGGCCGGACUCUUCACUGGGCCCUGCAGGAGGAGCUGAAGAGCAGUUUUCUGGAGCUGACCUGUAGAUGCAAGGCAGUCAUUUGCUGCCGGUCCACUCCACUGCAGAAGAGCGAAGUUGUUCAGCUGAUUCGGGACGAGCUUCGUGUCAUGACCCUCGCUGUGGGUGAUGGAGCCAAUGAUGUAAGCAUGAUUCAGGUGGCAGAUGUGGGCAUUGGGAUAUCUGGUCAGGAGGGAAUGCAGGCUGUCAUGUCCAGCGAUUUCGCCAUUUCCAGGUUUAAACACCUUAGUAAGCUGCUGCUGGUUCAUGGACACUGGUGUUACUCUCGUCUUGCCAACAUGAUCCUCUACUUCAUCUACAAAAAUGUGAUGUAUGUGAACUUGCUGUUCUGGUAUCAGUUUUUCUGUGGUUUCUCUGGGAGUGUCAUGACCAACUCUUGGGUGCUCAUCUUCUUCAACCUGAUCUUCACUUCCAUUCCUCCCCUCAUCUAUGGCGUCCUUGACAAAGAUACACCUGCAGACACUCUGAUGGAGGUGCCUGAGCUCUACCAGGCUACACACACUUCAAAGGCCUAUUAUACCAGUCUGUUCUGGAUCACAGUCCUGGAUGCUUUCUACCAAAGCCUCGUUUGCUUCUUCGUGCCUUACUGUGCAUUUGCAGGAUCAGACAUUGGACAGUUGUCCUUUGGUUCGCCAAUCAAUGCCUCAGCGCUCCUCAUCAUUCUGCUGCACCAAGUCAUCGAGAGCAAAACUCUGACAUGGAUUCAUAUACUCGUGUUGGUGCUCAGCGCUGGUUCCUACUUUGGCUUUGUGCUGCUCUUUAGUGUGUUCUGUGUGACGUGCAAUCCCCCUACCAACCCACUGGGAGUAGAAACACUCCAGAUGUCCCAGCCUCUCUUCUACAUCAUAUGUACCCUCACUACUGUGACGGCUCUGCUACCCAGGAUAUUGUUGCGAGCUCUACACAACACCUUACACCCCUCUGCUGCGUUGAAAUCAGAUCAGAAGGACAAAAUAUAUGCAGAAAGGUACCGCAGGAGAAUGCACUCCUGGACCCGAAGCAAUUCAAGAGGCAGCAGACUGUCGGUGUGUGCUGACAAUCCUGGCCUGGAGCCCAGUGUGGCCGAAGUGGUGUCCUGACCUCCCUACAGAAACGCACACACAUAUACACACAGGCAAAGAGAUACACUCCAGACGUAUACAAGUGUAUGACCUGGUCAGGGAGAGAAAGACCUGAGGGUUAAGAAAAUUACUGACAUGCUGGAUUAAAUGUGUGUCGCUGGCAGAAAAGAUUUUUUUGAUACAAAAAAGGGUUCCUUUUCUGUCACACUACUCCCCAGCUUUAUAAAUUCUGCUGAAAUACUGCUGAUUUUGCUACACGUAAACAGUCAAAGAACUGUAAGAAUAAACUGCUGUGAAGAAUACAAUGUUUUAACUGGACACCUAUUAUUUAUGGAAUAAAGCAGACUAAGGUGUAUCUGCUGAAAUACCUCACCGAGGAUUUUUGGAAGCAAUAGCUUUGAAACCUCAACAUCAUCUAAAGCAGUGAAUAGGACCAGUUAUUGUAAUUUCUAGCUCUAUUUUUAAUACUGUGACUCCUGAAAAGUAACUGUGAAUGAGUCACAGUUCAAAGAAUCCUUUUAUCUUGUACUGGCCCAUUAUGCAUCCUCUAUAAUGAGGAGCUUUGACUCCUAUCUCUUUAAGGACCUAUUCUCUAAAAGCUCACCUUCUUCUCAGAGGUGAACUACAAGCCAGCACACAGUGCUCAUGAGUUGUGCUUGGGGUGGAUGACCAUGUAAAGAAAUCCAUAGUCAGCAUGAAGGAAAGGCAUAGUAGGUCCCCUUUAAAGACGUUCUAUGUAUCAUUUGAACAUUAUGGAAUCAUCCACUUUUUAAUAUUUUGACAUUAGUCCUGGUAGAGGAAACACCAGCCUCUGCCAGACUUCAGUUUGAGCAACAGUGUCUAUUGUGAUUUCCAUUGGGAACUCUGCUGGAAUGUGCACCAGCGAGGCUACAUGGACAUAGGAAGUGAAAGUGAUCAAAUCAGAUUUUGUUUCUCGUGUGGGAUUAGGUUUUCAAUCAUAACUUGUGGGAAGUGGUACGCAGUUGUCAUAGUGGUAGUGGAUUCAGGAAAAGAGACGAGUUGCCAUCUAGUCUUAUCGUGAUUAUUAUUAUUUUGGAAUUUUGCAUUGUGAAAGUAGCUAAAGAGAUUUCUUGGUGACACAAACAGGAAAGAGUUGUUGUUCUUCCAGCAGAAAUAAGGUGAGCAGGAUCAGAAUGUAAUUAUUACUCAGAUGCAUAGCGUACCAGUAUCACUUGUGUGUGUGAUCGUUGGUUAAUGUCAACUACUGUAUACCAGGUUACCUUCACUCAAUCAUGUUGUGGUGUAUUUAACUCUGGUAAUCUUUACACAAUGUGAUGAUGAACAAAGACAAUUGUAUGCUGCUUGGAAUGUGUUUACAGACCUGUAAGCUGUGGGUGGUGUGCAAAGACAGAUCAUACCAUGAGUGGCCCGUUUUUGUUUACCUGCUCAGCUGCUGUCUUUGUAGUGGUAGUAGCAGCUUGGGUAAAUGAAGGAUUAAUCAGACUCAUACUGACUUAAGUUUAUUUUUACACUAUAUUGCUGUGGCCAACAUUCAACAUGGGACUCAACAAGCAUCUAUACGAGAAAGAUCUAGAACAAAAACUGACGCCGAGGUGCUUCUCAAGGUAGAUCAAUGCAUCUGUAUGAGUCAUAGUUCAUUUGCAGGCCUCCACCAACAUGAAUUUACAUAGACCAGCUUUAAUCGAAAUUGAAAGGUAAUUCUGUUCAGCAACCCCCAUUUGUAGUAUUUCAAGGUCAUUGUUUUUAUAUUACUAAUGUUUGAUGCCUGGAAUUAUAACGCAUACAUUUUUUUUAAAACAACAGCAUGGUUUCAAAGGGUUUACAGGGAGCCACCAGUAUCACUUGGUGUAUUUUGGUAUUUGAAGAGUUCAGACUGCAAUGCCUUGCAUGAUAGUCCAUACACCACCAAUGUGUGUGUGCAUCAAGGUGGAAAAGCACUCUGUUAGUGCAGAACAUUUGAUAAAGUAAUAUUUUUUUAUUUUUGUAAUAAUUCUGUUCAUACUUGUGUUUUUAUUAUUGUUAAUGAAAUUUAAACUUUAAGUUUCCACUUCUUUUCCUUUCACUGCUAUCCAGACAGCAAAUGUGUUCAUAUCCAAUAUUCUGCUUGUCAUAGACAAUUAUAUCCAAGUGAUCAAGGGCGUAGGUUUGCAUAGGGACGGUAGGGACAUAACACUACCAACUUUUCAAGAGGGUCAAAUUGUCCCCACCAACUUUUAAGCAACCUUAUUUGCAUUUUAUAAUGAGUUCAGUUAUAUAGGUAAUUUUGAUUGUCUUCAUCUAUGUUGUAAGGAUAGAAUUGACCCUACCAUUAUUAAGUGAAUUAUUUUCAUUAUAUUCAGACCAGGUUCAGACUUACAUUUACCCCUUUUCACUUGCUGAAUGUGUCGGUCCAAUCACACGUGCGUUUGAUUGGCUGAUGACUUGACCCCCACCCCGCCACCCACACGGACACUCACACAGCCCCGACAGAAAUACACAAGAAAUAAACAUGCCGCCUUCUCCGCCCCUUCGAAGAGGAGGGAUAUUAGAAGUUUUUUUUCGGCCAGCAGCAGCAGCAGACGACACUGUAAGUAAUGUAAAAAGACGUCAAUGUUGUGGACGUGGGGAACACACCACUAAUGUUGCUACUGAAAGUCCGACCUGCAUCAGAGUUAGCAUAACAUUAAACUGUGUGAACUUGCUAACCUGCAAAACUCGAGUAGGAAGCUGCUUAGAGAGAAUUGUCCUCCUGUAUGUGUUUUCUACUGUUAACGUUAAUUAAACUGUGAGAAAUGUAGUGAACUCUGCUGGAAAAUAUAGAACCAGAAAAACGUGAGCAAGAAGCUGCUUAGAGAGAGAGGUCCCAGUCUGUGUUUCACAGGAAAGUGUUGACAGUAAAAAACAAAAAAACAAAACAAAACACAUGCUGCUGCUUUUCUUCUUGUAAACGGCCUGGUUUAGAAGGAAAGAAGGCUAGAGCAUGUUGUGACUUUACACUUUUGAAACCAAAUACCUAUUAGUGCAUUAAUUAAAAUCUAUUUAAGUACUAUCACCUGAACCAAUACACAUGAAAGUUAGUAUAAGUCAAUACAGAUUUAUUUUGCAUUGAUCAUUUAGCUUAUCAAUUAAUUAGGUUCAUAUUCGUGAGAAAUGUAGCCCUGACCCCUGUUCACCCAAUCUGUUUGGUCUUAUUAAUGUCCCGUCCCCAGCAAAAAGUGUACAUGCAGGUUAUGCUGUUAUAUCGUCCCUACCAAUGUUGAGACCAAACCUACGCCCUUGCAAGUGAUAUGUUCAUCGGGGAUUUUUGUGUUAAAUGCCAUAAGUUUUGCAAUAAUGUUUGUAACAGUAUCAUCUUGGUUUGUGAAUAGGACAGCCAAAUUAAACAAAAAAAAAUAGUCGUUUGGUCCUGAUCAGCCCUAUAAAUCAAAUUUUAUUUUGUUUUCACUGAUACAGGAUGGGAGAAGAAACGUUGUGCUGCCAGGUGUCCCAACUGUCUCAAUGUACAUCACAUUUUGACCUUUUUACUUCUUAAAAGCCUUACAGAUUAAACUGUAGUGACUGAUGACAAUUUCUGUACCAUAUAAUAAUUCAGUUGUUUCAAUGAAUAUGACUGAACUGUUUCAGGUAUUGCAAUAAAGAGAAUGUUGUUCAGA
Molecule: messenger RNA, 8430 nt
Organism: Acanthochromis polyacanthus (spiny chromis)
Lineage: Eukaryota; Metazoa; Chordata; Actinopteri; Pomacentridae
Gene: atp10d
Product: ATPase phospholipid transporting 10D
Exons: 23
Coding region: 686-4834 (1382 amino acids)
Biological process (GO): phospholipid translocation
Cellular component (GO): plasma membrane
Molecular function (GO): magnesium ion binding; ATP binding; ATPase-coupled intramembrane lipid carrier activity
Source: RefSeq, a predicted model, not a curated record